AAAGAAGCUCAAUUACCCUUGCACCUAGAAUUAUCAAGAGAAGAAUUUGUAGAAGUUCCUUAUGAAGAAGUUUUAAAUAGAAGCAUUGCCCAAAUAGUAGGAACAUUUACUGAUGCAUUAAUACUUGCCAAGGAUAACAUUGGAACAGUUCAACAAAUACAAGAGGAAUGUUCCAAAAGGAUUGAGAAAGCUUCCACCUUUAAGGAAGGAGAUUUAGUAAUAUUAUAUGAUGCUGUCAAACAAAAUGUCCAUGGUGAUAAGUUUACUCAACGAUGGACAGGACCCUAUUAUAUCCAUAGAAAAAUUGGUGACAAAACUGACUUAUACCGAGAAUUUCCUGAAAACAUAGAAGAAAUUAAUAUCCAAUUAAAAUCCGAAAUGUUUAAAAUUACUAUCACUGAACAAAUAAUUGAA
Diversispora eburnea is the source of this 414-nucleotide messenger RNA. The record is from the annotation of a GenBank genome assembly. Lineage: Eukaryota; Fungi; Glomeromycota; Glomeromycetes; Diversisporales; Diversisporaceae.